Messenger RNA from Stegastes partitus (bicolor damselfish), 3621 nucleotides. RefSeq names its product leucine rich repeat and coiled-coil centrosomal protein 1 (gene lrrcc1). Gene Ontology annotation, cellular component: centrosome; cytoplasm. Gene Ontology annotation, molecular function: protein binding. The transcript is spliced from 19 exons. Bases 290 to 3346 code for a protein of 1018 amino acids. Lineage: Eukaryota; Metazoa; Chordata; Actinopteri; Pomacentridae. The record is from RefSeq and is a predicted model, not a curated record.
GUUCAACUGAACAAGAACAACAAAUACUGUACUGAGCUCUUAACGUGUUAUUUAAGCAGUUAACAUGAAGAGCUAACGACUUGUAGACGGUUCAUUAUGAGAUAAAUUCAUUGGAAAUGGAUCGACGCUAGCCUAACUUUUGCUAAGCUGCUAGCAACUUAGCUAAAGGUUUUGGAGACGUGUUUUCUGAUUUAUCUGCUCAUUUAGCUUUCUUUCCGUUGUUUCGUUAGUCAGCAGACUUUAUGUUUAACUGUUCGACUGACCGUAUAAACACCUGUAUGCUGCCGGUAUGGGAGACAAGGAGCUUAGUCUUAUUGACAAGAAGAUAACAAGUUUGCUCGAUAUUCCCCUGACUCCCACUGUAACGGCUCUUAAUCUGCACUGCAAUCACAUCCCGAGGAUCGAGGGCCUGACCUCAGCUUGGCACCUGCGGCACUUAGACCUUUCCUCCAAUUGCAUUUCCAAGAUUGAGGGUCUAAGUUCCCUCACUUCCCUGAGGACUUUAAAUUUAUCCUGCAACUUAAUCACCAAGGUUGAAGGACUGAAUGGCCUUGUGAAUUUAACAAGAUUAAACUUGUCCUACAAUCAGAUAAAUAGCCUCACUGGCUUGUUGUAUCUUCAUGGCUCGGAGUACAAGCUGAAGCACCUCAGUCUCCAUAGCAACCACCUGGACAGCAUUGAUCACCUUCUGCAGUGCCUGCUGGGAUUACAAGGUUUAAGAGAGGUCACUUUAAGCCAGGAUGGCAGAGAUAAUCCUCUCUGUAUGUCACCAGGUUACAGGGAGAUUGUCAUGCAGUCGCUGCCACAGAUCACAGUUCUGGAUGGCCUGGACCAGCUGGGAAAUCCAUCACCACCAGGUCUAGGCAGUCCCUGUGAUAUCCCUGGUUUGGAAGACUACGUAGACCUCCUGCUGUCCUCAGACACAAGUCACAGUGAAGUGGUUAGAGGGGAUGGCCCUCUCAGCACGCCUCGCAUAGAUCAGCUGCUGACCCAGUUUCGUCACCGGGUUGCCUCUGAAACAAUCCCAGACGCAGUCAAGCAACCGGAUCGGCAGUGUUUCCAGCUGGUUCGUUCCACUGUGGUUGAUCCAGCAGACCCUGUCAAUGAACAGCGCAUCAGGAAACUGGAGCACCAGGUGUCCCAGCUCAUCCAGCAGGCACCUGCAGGUGAUAAAUCCAGCAGCCCUGCUCGCCCUGUGGUGAUGGUACGGAAAGCCAAGAGGGACACAGACCGUACUUCAGAAAGCGAAUGUGAGAGCGGGAAGGAAAACAGGAGGCGAACAAGGAUUCCCAAACGCUGCAACAGCAUAGCAUCAAGCACAACCACCAAGGAGACCAAGGGCAGGAGAUCAGACAGUGAUCAGGAGAAUCAUAAACAGAGGACUUCAAAGUCUGCUGUGGGGCCCAGGAGGAAGGCUGGCGGCGCAGCGGGUGUAGAGGCAGCAGGGCCAACAAGGAGGCGACCUCUGAGAGCAGCCAAGGCCUCAGGCGAUGUGAAAACCAAGUCCACUGAGGAGGAGGAAACCUACAGGACAAUUGUAGAGGAGCGUGACCAGGAAAGGGAGAGACGCUGGAAGGCAGAACAAGCUGUGAGAAAGUUGACAGAGGAGAUAAAGUCCAUGCAGACAAAGGUUAGCGAAGAAAAAGACCUUCAGAGCAUGGCCCUGCACACCACUGACAGACUGAAAGAUAUGUUGCUGAAAGAGCGAUCGGGGCGCUCUGAGCUGCAGGCUCAUGUUGAGGAGCUGGAGGGGAGUUGUCAGUCCCUAAACCAGCAGCUGGAGCAGGCCCACAGCAGUGAAGAACAACACAAGACUGCGCUGCGUAGACUGGAGGAAAGUAUCUCCCACGGAGAGACACUCAGGGCUUGCCAGCAGGCUGAGGAGAUGAAGCGGUACCAGGAGCUGGAGAACAGGGCAGCAGCUCUGAAGAGGGAGUUGGAUAUCCAGAGAGCCUCAGUGCGGCAGCACAAAGACAAACUGCAGCAGCUGCAUGAACUGCUGGCAUCCAGGGAACAAGCGCACAGAAAACAGCUGGAGUUGCGGUUACAACCUGGUGGGGCAGAUUUCCGUGAGGCAGUGGCAAAAGAACUAUCAUCAGUGGAACAGAGACACAGUCACAGAGAGGCUGAACUGCAAGAGAAACUGGCAGAAGGGAGGAAACAGUACGCUGCUCUGGAGGACGAGUUCCGCAUGGCUCUAACCAUCGAGGCCACUCGCUUCUCCGAGGUGAAGGAGGCGUGUGAUCAGAUGACUGCGGAGCUGAUGGAGCUCAAGGCGGCUCUUGCCCAGUCCCAGCAGAGGGAGAAGAAAUCUGGCUCUCUGGUGCAAGAGCUCACAGCCAUGGUUAAAGAACAGAAGAACCGCAUCUCUGAGCUCAUCAAAGCAAAGAGAGAUGCUGUUGCUGAUUUGAAGAGACGUAUGCAUUCCUUGGAAGCAGAGGUGGAGCAGGACCGGCGUCUCAGUCUGCAGCUCGAACUGCUCAAAAAAGACAAGGCCCGACUGCUGUCUCAGCUCACAGCUCAGGAGUCGGUGAUAGACGGCCUCAGGGCAGAGAGGAGGAUCUGGGGACAGGAGCUCGCUCAGCAGGGAGCAUCGUUGGCUCAGGAUCGUGGACGUCUGGAGGCCAGGAUAGAGGUGCUAAGCAGCGAGCUGGAAAAUCAGAAGAAACAGAAUGAAAGGGACAAUGAUGGCCUUAAAAUUAAAACUAAAAUCAUGGAUGACCAGACAGAGACCAUUCGCAGACUCAAAGAGUCCUUACAAGAGCGAGACGAUCAGAUCCGUAAGCUGAGGGAGGAGGUGGUCCAGACGCAAAAGAGAUUUCAGCAGCAGCUGGAGGAGGAAACGGGCCAGCAGGCGGAGCUGAAGCAGCAACUGGAACAUCUUAGCCUGCGCAAGGAGGAACUGAAACAGCAGCUGAAAGACAAGGAGGCAGAGCUCGACGAGGUCAGAAGAGUUUACAGUGAUUCCAGUAAGAAGUGGCAGGAGAAGGCGGACCUGCUCACUCGACUGGAGAGCCAGGUGAAGCGUAUGAAAGACAACUUUGAGUCCAAGGAGCGUGUGCUGCUGGAAGAAAGAGAUAAAGCAACAGAAGCACACAAAACUGCAGUGGAGAAGUUACACUGUGUGGACGAUGCUUUUCGUCGACAGCUGGAGUCUGUUCAGGCCACGCAUCAAGCUGAGCUGCUACGUCUGGCUAAUGAAAAACAAAAAAAGAUAGAACAAGCCAAUCAGAAGGUAUUCGAGGUGGAGGAGGAGAUGCGUCAGCUCUUGGAAGAGACUGAAACUAAGAAGAGAAUCAUGGAAGAGAAGAUGAAACGUCUCACCAGUGUACUAAAAGACUUUUAACAUGAAAUGUAGAGUAACCGUGGACAGUUGUCAUUUAAAAACUACAACUGUCCAGGGUUAAUCCAUAUUUAUAAUCCAUACAUUUUUUUAAUACCACAUUUUUUGUAUAUUUUAAUUUUAGUUAUUGUUAUUGUUUAGUAUAGUGUAAUUUAUCUAAAUAAACUCUGUUGUGCCUAUUGUUGUUUUCUGUUUUAACAUAAGAUGGGAAUUGAUUUGAGUGGGCAUUUGGUAUAAAAUGUUUGUGGUUCUUUUAUUUAUAAAGAAGUUCAAUUGUA